Molecule: messenger RNA, 504 nt
Organism: Meloidogyne enterolobii
Lineage: Eukaryota; Metazoa; Nematoda; Chromadorea; Rhabditida; Meloidogynidae
Source: the annotation of a GenBank genome assembly
AUUUUUAAGAAAAUGUUUUUGCGCCUUUUUUUGCAUAUAGAUUUGAAUAUUCCAAUUGUUUUUGGAAUGUCUGGAAUACCCGAAGCAGAAUUAAGAAGAAAAACGCCUUUCAGAACACAUGUCUGUAAAUUUCAACGUUUUUUGACAACAGUAAUGGAUUUAUUACCUAAACAUGGAAGGGAAGAAGAGCUUGUACAAAUUAUUAGGCAACAUUGUCAAGUAAAACAACUUUCAUUUACAGCAGCUAGAUGGUUAUCAUUUAAACAAUCAAUGAUUGAAACAUUUGCUAAUCAAAAAAAUGGAAAAUUAAAAACCCAAUGGUCUUUACUAAUUUCCUUUUUAAUUUACGAAAUUAAAGAUGCUUAUUUGGCACAUAUUCGAACACUUCGCUCAAGUUCUCUUCCACAAAUUGUAGAAACAAAUAAACUUGAAUUUAGACGGAAAAAGAGUCAAACACAAUCACCUCAACAACAAAAACAAAUUGAAAAGAAAAAAACAAAAUAA